UAUCAACAACCCGACGGUCGACAUGGCAUCUAAGAAUAGUCCGUUUGAGACCAAGUUUUCCUUCAACCUCCUCCCAACCAAGACAUUUUCCUUCCUUCAGGACAAAAGCACGCUACAACUCCUCAUGAAAUGGUCCAUGCUCGGGCGUAUCUCAGCCCAGGCCUUCAGCUUUGACCAGACCUUCUACCCAUACAACAGCCACGACUUUACACUGAGUUUCUUCAGAGACCCCUGUGUGCUGACCAACCUCAGGAAGAUGGAGGCUGGAGCCUGGGUUACUCUGGAGGGUGAGGUGGUGUGUGUACAGGCAGAGGUAGUGCCGUGCAGUAAGGUCAGUAUGGAGAUGUUUGACCCUCUCUACUCCAGUGGAAUCAUCACACCCUCUGGACACAUCACCAAAUGUUUCCAUGACACAUACCCUGACUACGACCUACUGAGACAGAUGCUGCAGGAGGAUGGCAGUGAGGAGUAUGGAGUGAUGGAGAGGAGAGAGUUCCUAUUCCUUCUGUUUAAACACGUGACUCUGGGAGGAGAGCUGUGUCAGUAUGAAGACAUCAUCAACCCCUACAUAGACACCACUAGAACCAUUUAUAGGGACCUGGUCAGUGUUCAGAAGAAUCCAGAGAGCAAGGAGAUCAGUGUGGUUUCCACGGUCAUCAAAGUCUUCGCUCUGGAUGCUUCUGGGGCGUGUUACCCAGCCAGAGAAAAAGAGGAGCAGUCAUUCUCCUACCUCAUAGUGGACCCCUUCAGAAGACAUGUCUAUGUGUUGUACCACUGUUAUGGAGUAGGCUCCUUCACGCUGUAACACACACACACACCAAUCCAAUGUUUCGGACAAUCUGGUGGGGGGAGUGAAUGAGUUCCUACUUCAGGGAGAAUGAGGAGAAGCUGAGUUGGUCUAUUGCCUCAGUAAAUGUCCUGCUAGGAUGGACUGUUCCGUCUACAACUACUGUAGGACUGAUCCGUCUACAACUACUGUAGGACUGUUCCUUCUACAACUACUGUAGGACUGUUCCUUCUACAACUACUGUAGGACUGUUCCUUCUACAGCUACUGUAGGACUGUUCCUUCUACAACUACUGUAGAGCUGUUCCUUCUACAACUACUGUAGGACUGUUCCUUCUACAACUACUGUAGGACUGUUCCUUCUACAACUACUGUAGGACUGUUCCUUCUUCAACUACUGUAGGACUGUUCCUUCUACAACUACUGUAGGACUGUUCCUUCUACAACUACUGUAGGACUGUUCCGUCUACAACUACUGUAGGACUGUUCCGUCUACAACUACUGUAGGACUGUUCCGUCUACAACUACUGUAGGACUGUUCCGUCUACAACUACUGUAGGACUGUUCCUUCUACAACUACUGUAGGGCUGUUCCUUCUACAACUACUGUAGGACUGUUCCUUCUACAACUACUGUAGGACUGUUCCUUCUACAACUACUGUCAGACUGUUCCGUCUACAACUACUGUAGGACUGUUCCUUCUACAACUACUGUAGGACUGUUCCUUCUACAACUACUGUAGGGCUGUUCCUUCUACAACUACUGUAGGGCUGUUCCUUCUACAACUACUGUAGGGCUGUUCCUUCUACAACUACUGUAGGGCUGUUCCUUCUACAACUACUGUAGGACUGUUCCUUCUUCAACUACUGUAGGGCUGUUCCUUCUACAACUACUGUAGGGCUGUUCCUUCUACAACUACUGUAGGGCUGUUCCUUCUUCAACUACUGUAGGGCUGUUCCUUCUACAACUACUGUAGGACUGUUCCUUCUACAACUACUGUAGGACUGUUCCGUCUUCAACUACUGUAGGACUGUUCCGUCUACAACUACUGUAGGACUGUUCCUUCUUCAACUACUGUAGGACUGUUCCUUCUACAACUACUGUAGGACUGUUCCGUCUACAACUACUGUAGGACUGUUCCGUCUUCAACUACUGUAGGACUGUUCCUUCUUCAACUACUGUAGGACUGUUCCGUCUACAACUACUGUAGGACUGUUCCUUCUACAACUACUGUAGGACUGUUCCUUCUUCAACUACUGUAGGACUGUUCCGUCUACAACUACUGCCGGACUGUUCCUUCUACAACUACUGUAGGACUGUUCCUUCUACAACUACUGUAGGACUGUUCCUUCUACAACUACUGUAGGACUGUUCCGUCUACAACUACUGUAGGACUGUUCCGUCUACAACUACUGCCGGACUGUUCCUUCUACAACUACUGUAGGACUGUUCCUUCUUCAACUACUGUAGGACUGUUCCUUCUUCAACUACUGUAGGACUGUUCCUUCUACAACUACUGCCGGACUGUUCCUUCUUCAACUACUGUAGGACUGUUCCUUCUUCAACUACUGUAGGACUGUUCCUUCUUCAACUACUGUAGGACUGUUCCUUCUACAACUACUGCCGGACUGUUCCUUCUUCAACUACUGUAGGACUGUUCCUUCUACAACUACUGUAGGACUGUUCCUUCUACAACUACUGUAGGACUGUUCCUUCUACAACUACUGCAGGACUGUUCCUUCUACAACUACUGUAGGGCUGUUCCGUCUACAACUACUGUAGGACUGUUCCGUCUACAACUACUGUAGGACUGUUCCUUCUACAACUACUGUAGGACUGUUCCUUCUACAACUACUGUAGGGCUGUUCCUUCUACAACUACUGUAGGGCUGUUCCGUCUACAACUACUGUAGGACUGUUCCGUCUACAACUACUGUAGGACUGUUCCUUCUACAACUACUGUAGGACUGUUCCUUCUACAACUACUGUAGGACUGUUCCUUCUACAACUACUGUAGGACUGUUCCUUCUACAACUACUGUAGGACUGUUCCUUCUACAACUACUGUAGGACUGUUCCUUCUACAACUACUGUAGGACUGUUCCUUCUACAACUACUGCAGGACUGUUCCUUCUACAACUACUGUAGGACUGUUCCUUCUACAACUACUGUAGGACUGUUCCUUCUACAACUACUGUAGGGCUGUUCCGUCUACAACUACUGUAGGGCUGUUCCGUCUACAACUACUGUAGGACUGUUCCGUCUACAACUACUGUAGGACUGUUCCUUCUACAACUACUGUAGGACUGUUCCUUCUACAACUACUGUAGGACUGUUCCUUCUACAACUACUGUAGGACUGUUCCUUCUACAACUA
This is a messenger RNA of Salvelinus fontinalis (brook trout), 3159 nucleotides long. RefSeq names its product cilia and flagella associated protein 300 (gene cfap300). NCBI's taxonomy places the organism in Eukaryota, Metazoa, Chordata, Actinopteri, Salmoniformes, Salmonidae. The record is from RefSeq and is a predicted model, not a curated record. Bases 23 to 805 code for a protein of 260 amino acids. The transcript is spliced from 7 exons.